Messenger RNA from Aphanomyces astaci, 554 nucleotides. RefSeq lists its product as hypothetical. The transcript has a single exon. NCBI's taxonomy places the organism in Eukaryota, Oomycota, Saprolegniomycetes, Saprolegniales, Verrucalvaceae. The record is from RefSeq and is a predicted model, not a curated record. Bases 38 to 472 code for a protein of 144 amino acids.
GUGGCGGCCGGGCGUCCAAGCUGUGGCUAAUAUUGUGAUGUCGUUGGGCGCACAUUUUCAAUUUCCCAACACCGUCGACAAAGAGAACAGGUGGUUUCCUUACCAUAACGUUAGAUCGUCCAUGUGGCUCUCGAUGCUAGCGCUCCCUCAGGCUUCCGCCCUCCACACGCGGCAUCCCGUCGAGUCCGAAUCCACGAUGGCUCCAGCGCCGCAUCCUGCAUCGAACACGGCAGCAUUGGUGUCCUCGUGGAGCCACUAUGUCUUGCUUGCCGUGGGUCUACUUCUCGUCGUUGGUGCCCAUAUCGUGAGGAAAAGCAACUCCAGCGUGCAACGACGACUUCUGUGUCGGCGCAGGCAGCGCCAGUUUCGCUCCAAGAUGAUUCCUGUGGCCAAAGUGGUGGGGUACAGCGUCCUGGGUUCACCAAACGAUGAAUUGCCAGCCCACGAAGACUACGUGCUCAUCGAGGUGUAACGUAAAAAGUGCUCGAACCACAUUAAGGUAUACUAGUAGAUCAAUUACUUUUAUUAAUAUAUUUGACGUCAUUUCAAAGCCA